AUGCUGUACGAUUCAGCCGUUCUUCCCGGGUGGGACGUCGAAAUGAUGGCAAAGCAGUUGGAGAAACUGCUGCUCCAGAUCGACUCCGGCCUAGAUCCAUCAACGGUGGUUUCAGACUUGAGACCCCUGACACAUCAACAAGCUGCAGACAUCCUCAAGUUCAGCUGUAGCGAUCUGAAUGAGCAUCACGAAUGUCUCCAUGAGCGAAUCCUCGCCAAAGCAAAAGACUGGGAGACGAACGACGCUGUUCAUGGAUGGGAUGCCAGAUACACCUAUUCUGAGCUGCAAAGCACUGUGAAGCUGCUCUCUCCGCGUGUCUCAUCUCAUCUCGGAGGCAUGGCUGGUGGAAGAAUCAUUCCCAUCUGCUACGAAAAGUCGGCAGCUGCCUUGGUCGCCAUGCUGACCAUGCUCUCAGGGGGCUACGGCUUUCUCAUGAUCGAUUCCGGCCUUCCCACCGAUCGUAUCAAGUACAUGCUUGAGGUCAUCGGGGCAAACUGUGUUGUCUGCUCGAACGCUAGUCAACAACUCGUUCUAAACAUUGGAGCACAAUCAAUCAACUUUGAGAACAUGUUCCAGUCGGCCGCCUACUGCAUAUUCACCUCAGGCUCAACCGGAUCUCCCAAGGGAGUGGUCCUGUUGCACAACCAAGUCACAAGCGGCCUCGAAGCCCAAUGUAGUGUCGGGCUCUAUCUUUCCAGCGCCCAUAUUCUUCAGUUCUCCAGCUACAGCUUCGACACGUCCAUAGCCGACAUCUUCGCGACGUUGCUGAGCGGCGUCGGCUGCGUGUGCAUCCCAAGAGAUGAGGACAAGCUGGUGCAGCUUUCCAGGAACAUCAACGAGUUCUCCGUCAACGUGAUUGACCUGACGCCGUCGGCAGCAAGAAUGAUUCAGCCAGCCGACGUACCGAAGCUUAAGGUUCUCCGCCUGGGAGGCGAAUCAAUGCACCAGCAUCACAUCGAAACAUGGGCGAACCGUUGCAACCUGCAGAACACGUACAGCCCGACCGAGUGCUGCGUUCAGUGCACAUCUGUCGACCAUAUUGACAACUCCACGCCUUCUUCGGUCAUUGGGAAAGGCAUUGGGUGUCACACGUGGGUUGUUGAUCCCCAGACCCACGAGCAUCUGAUGCCGUUGGGGGCUGUUGAUGAGCUCGCUAUUCAAGGCCCUGCCGUUGCUAGAGACCUGGUCAAGUUCAAUAAACAGGGCAACCUGAUCUUCGUCGGAAGGGGUGAUAACCAGAUCAAGAUCCGAGGGCAGCGCGUCGAACUGGAAGAGAUUGAGAAUAACCUCCAACAACAUGCCCUCACGAAAUAG
Molecule: messenger RNA, 1314 nt
Organism: Colletotrichum orchidophilum
Lineage: Eukaryota; Fungi; Ascomycota; Sordariomycetes; Glomerellales; Glomerellaceae
Exons: 3
Coding region: 1-1314 (437 amino acids)
Biological process (GO): secondary metabolite biosynthetic process; amino acid activation for nonribosomal peptide biosynthetic process
Cellular component (GO): cytoplasm
Molecular function (GO): phosphopantetheine binding
Source: RefSeq, a predicted model, not a curated record